AUGCUCCCGUCGCCCGGCGGCAAGAACGCGACGGCGCUGUGGCAGCCCGACGGCGCCCCGACGGCGGCUCCCCCUUCGUGGCGCUGGGAGGCGGCGGAGGCGGCUCCGGGGGCCGCGGGCGGCGGCGGCGAGGCGGCGGCGGCGGCAUCGGGCUCCGGGGCGGCGCGGGCGGUGGCGGCGGGCAGCCUGCUGUCGCUGCUGGUGGUGUGGACCCUGCUGGGCAACGCGCUGGUGUGCGCGGCCAUCCUGGGCUGCCGCCACCUGCGCGCCAAGGUGACCAACAUCUUCUUGGCCUCGUUGGCCGUCUCGGACCUGCUGGUGGCGCUGCUGGUCAUGCCCUGGAAGGCGGCGGCCGAGGUGGCGGGCUACUGGCCCUUCGGCGCCUUCUGCAGCGUCUGGGUGGCUUUCGACAUCAUGUGCUCCACUGCCUCCAUCCUCAACCUGUGCGUCAUCUCGCUGGACCGCUACUGGGCCAUCUCCAGCCCCUUCAGGUACGAGCGCAAGAUGACCCCGCGCGUGGCGCUGGCCAUGGUGGGCCUGGCCUGGGCGCUGGCCCUCCUAGUCUCCUUCCUCCCCGUCCAGCUCAACUGGCAUAAGGGCCCCGACGCCACACCUGCCAGCCUGAACGGCAGCGGCGCAGCGGCCUGGCACUGCGACUCCAGCCUCAACCGCACCUAUGCCAUCUCCUCCUCGCUGAUCAGCUUCUACAUCCCGGUAGCCAUCAUGCUCGUCACCUACAGCCGCAUCUACCGCAUCGCCCAGGGCCAGAUCCGCCGCAUCUCAUCACUGGAGCGGGCGGCCGAGCACGCCCAGAGCUGCCGGAGCAGCCCCCGCCGGCCCUGUGCUCCGCCAGCCCUGCCCUUGCCACCGCCAGUCCUGAAGGCCUCGCUGCGCAAGGAGGCGCGCGUCCUCAAGACGCUGGCCAUCAUCAUGGGUGUCUUUGUUUGCUGCUGGCUGCCCUUCUUCGUCCUCAACUGCCUGAUGCCCUUCUGCCCACGCGCGCCCGAUGGUGCCCCACCGCCAGCCCGCCUGCCCUGUGUCAGCGACGCCACCUUCGACAUCUUCGUCUGGUUCGGUUGGGCGAACUCCUCGCUCAACCCCAUCAUCUACGCCUUCAAUGCCGACUUCCGCAAAGUCUUCUUUAGUGUCCUGGGCUGCGGCCGCCGCUGCUCCCCAACACCCGUGGAAACAGCCAACCUCAGCCACGAGCUCCUCUCCUACCACCAGGAUGCCCUCACGAGGCCCCACCACCUGCCCACUGCCGAACCCAUCCAGCCCAGCCGCAGGAUAAGCCCUGCCUCGCUGGAGCCCACCGACUGCGAGCUGGACCUCUCGCUUGACGCAGCACCUCCUUUCACCCCCCGCGGGCUGCUCUGA
Molecule: messenger RNA, 1377 nt
Organism: Eublepharis macularius
Lineage: Eukaryota; Metazoa; Chordata; Lepidosauria; Squamata; Eublepharidae
Gene: DRD5
Product: dopamine receptor D5
Exons: 1
Coding region: 1-1377 (458 amino acids)
Biological process (GO): adenylate cyclase-activating adrenergic receptor signaling pathway
Cellular component (GO): plasma membrane
Molecular function (GO): G protein-coupled receptor activity; dopamine neurotransmitter receptor activity
Source: RefSeq, a predicted model, not a curated record